Molecule: messenger RNA, 3845 nt
Organism: Chilo suppressalis (striped riceborer)
Lineage: Eukaryota; Metazoa; Arthropoda; Insecta; Lepidoptera; Crambidae
Source: the annotation of a GenBank genome assembly
AAUAGAUUUUCAGUAGAUCAGUAGAAUGUAAAUGCAGCUUUGCAGUAUUUCAUUGAUUCGUUGUUGGUCAAUGACGGCUUUUGGACUUCAAGUUGAUGACAAAUAGACGAACGUGAAUCAUUUUUGUUACUGAAAGUGUUGGUUAAACAAGUAAAUAAAUAAAAUGUCUUCGAUGAGGAUGAAAGCAGCUAAAUGUCCUUCGGAUGAACUUGCUAUCACAAACUGUGCAUUGAUUAAUCCUGAUGAUUUUCCCAGUGAUGUCAAGCAUAUCGAAGUGUCCACUGGCUCCUCCCAGCAUUUUGUGUUCAGCAUCAAGUUUUACAGUGGUGUUGACCGUGGUACAGUAGGUUUCUCAGCCCCACAGAGAAAAUGGGCUACACUUUCAAUUGGUCAGACAAUUGAUGUGAAGCCCUUUAAGCCACAGAGUGCUGAAUGCCUUUGCCAUGUGACUAUAGAGGCAGAUUUCAUGCAGAGGAAAGUUACUUCGUUGGACCCAUAUGAUUCAGAGCAAAUGGCACGAGACUUUCUGAUUCAGUUUUCUAAUCAGAUAUUCACUGUUGGUCAACAAUUAGCAUUCUCAUUUCAAGACAAAAAGGUUUUGUCUUUAGUCAUCAAGAAUUUGGAAGCUGCGGAUGUACAAGCAUUGGCGGCGGGCAAGAACGCAGUGCCACGGCGCGUCAGAAUGGGCCGUUUACUGCCCGACUGCAAUGUGCAGUUCGAUAAAGCGGAGAAUUCGUCGCUCAAUCUUGUCGGCAAAGCCAAAGGAAAGCAACCUCGGCAGUCCAUUAUAAACCCGGAUUGGGACUUCGGCAAAAUGGGCAUCGGCGGUCUGGAUAAAGAGUUUAACGCUAUAUUCAGGAGAGCUUUCGCAUCUCGAGUGUUCCCACCAGAAGUAGUUGAACAAUUAGGUUGCAAGCACGUCAAAGGUAUUCUCUUGUACGGCCCACCUGGUACGGGUAAAACUUUGAUGGCUCGCCAAAUCGGCAAAAUGUUGAAUGCGCGCGAACCGAAAAUUGUGAACGGACCCCAAAUAUUGGACAAAUACGUUGGCGAGAGCGAGGCCAAUAUUCGGCGUUUGUUCGCCGACGCUGAGGAAGAGGAGAAGAGGUGUGGUCCCAACAGUGGUCUCCAUAUAAUCAUAUUCGAUGAGAUCGACGCCAUUUGCAAGUCCAGAGGUUCCGUCGGUGGCAACACUGGAGUUCAUGACACUGUAGUCAAUCAGCUGCUAUCCAAGAUUGAUGGUGUCGAUCAACUGAACAAUAUCCUCGUAAUCGGUAUGACGAAUCGACGCGAUAUGAUUGACGAGGCGUUGAUGCGACCCGGUCGACUCGAAGUCCAGAUGGAAAUCGGAUUGCCAGACGAGGCUGGCAGAGUUCAGAUUUUGAACAUUCAUACUAAACGUAUGCGCGAAUACAAGAAGAUCGCUGAAGAUGUAGACUGCAAGGAACUCGGAGCUCUUACUAAGAACUUUUCUGGCGCUGAAAUAGAAGGUUUGGUUCGUGCGGCGCAAUCUACCGCAAUGAAUCGGUUGAUCAAAGCUUCAAGCAAAGUGGAAGUGGACCCUGAAGCCAUGGAGAAGCUGAUGGUGGAACGAACGGACUUCUUACAUGCCUUAGAAAAUGAUAUCAAACCAGCGUUCGGUACAGCGGCGGAAGCGCUGGAACAUUUCUUGGCCCGAGGCGUCAUCAACUGGGGCACUCCGGUCUCUUCCUUGUUUGAAGACGGACAACUGUACAUUCAACAAGCCAGAGCUACCGAAGCCAGUGGUCUAGUGUCAGUUCUACUGGAAGGGCCGCCCAACAGUGGGAAGACGGCCCUGGCGGCCCAGCUGGCCAAGCUCUCAGACUUCCCGUUCGUGAAGGUCUGCUCGCCCGAGGAUAUGGUCGGCUUCACCGAAACCGCGAAGUGUUUGCAGAUCAGGAAAUACUUCGACGACGCGUAUCGCUCGAGUUUGUCGUGCAUUCUAGUGGACAAUAUCGAAAGACUACUGGACUACGGCCCCAUUGGCCCGCGGUACUCCAAUCUGACACUGCAAGCGUUACUGGUGCUUUUGAAGAAACAACCACCCAAAGGCAGAAAACUACUCAUCCUAUGCACUAGCAGUCGUCGUCAAGUUCUCGAAGACAUGGAGAUGUUGUCAGCGUUCACGGGAGUAUUGCACGUGCCGAAUCUGUCGCAGCCGGAGCAUGUAAUGGCCGUAUUGGAGGAGAGCGAUGCAUUCUCCAAGCGGGAUCUGGCCAAGAUACAGCACGAUAUAAGGGGCGCCAAGAUAUUCAUCGGAAUCAAAAAGCUUUUGGCUCUAGUCGACAUGGUGAAACAGACGGAGGAAGAAUACCGGGUGUCCAAGUUCCUCACCAAGAUGCAGGAAGAGGGUUGCCUAGACCUCGGCACUACCAUACAAUAAGAAUCGUUGCAACCUUAGGGAUUACAUGCCACUAUCACGCCCUCACCAGAUCACUCCACUACUCACUUGCCAAAGAACCACAUCGCCAAAGCUACGGAAUGCUCGCCGUGCGCUUCCGACCUCAGAAGCUACGAGAUCGAUUACGAUGAACUCAGCGAAUGCACAGAAUCAUCGCUCGAUAUCAGCCAUCACAAGAAAGGCAUGACCGCCAAAAGGAACGAAAUAUCACCAGCCAAAAUGCCUCUAAUGAGAAUACGGAGCGUCGAAAUAGUGUUCGAAGACGAAAUGUCCGCUUGCACCGACACCGCUUAUUUGGACAGGAACAUCGAACUCGUCACAUCCGACAGCGACGAUUCUACGAAAUGCGUCGAUGAUAUUGAAAAUAUGCAAGGGGAGGAUGGCGGAGACGAAGAUUCCGUUACCCUCAACCCUGAAGGUGACUUGUCUGAAGAUAAUUCGGAUUCGCUAACCAACAUACCUAUCAUAGAAGAAGCGCCGACUACGGAUAACUCGCAGCAAGGCCGUCCGGAUACGGACGACACCAAUGUGCCGAGUGAUUGCGCGACUUUAGCCUUGGACGACGCGACGUUUUCCUCUGUCAACAUAUCAGAUUCGGGUCGUUUUACUGACGAUCCGUGCUCAUCUCAUAUGGAAACUGUCCCCGUAUUGUCGUGCGAAGACGCUUUUCUGUCGAGCUCUUUCGAUGCCAUCGCCGUUGAUGACGCCACUACGUUGAAAUCCAACGAAUUCAGCAGGUUCAAGGAAACUGAAGGUAAGCUGUUUGAAUACAUUGAUAGCAACAGUGACAGUUCAGAUAAUACUGCUGUGUGCGAUGUGGAUUUAUCACCAAUGAAAAUCUUAACACCUGUCCGCGAUCUCGUCGCCGAAGACGAUAACACACUUUGCGAAAGUUCCGACUUACAAUACGACUCUUUUAUCGAUAUGGGAAAAUUUUGAUCAGUAUCUCUUGUUAGUUUUUAAUCUUGUAUGCAAUAAUGUACUACGCUUCUAUGUUUAAAGUGCAAAUGUAAUAAUGCAUGUGUGAUAAUUUAUUGGUUAAUUAUGAUUGUAAAAUAAAACAAUGUAUGAUAUAUUUUCUCAAUCCAACGAAUUCCGUAAGUUUUGGGUUAUUUUUAUCGAACAUUUGUAUUAACUGACUACUUUGUUAUCUGCGAUCUGAGCUAUUUGGACCUCUUAUACGUUGUUUACACUGCUUUUGCACAGGGGGCGCGGUAGUGUAUGGCUCUCGUAACCAUGUCAUAUUACCAGAUAUUUUGUAGAGAAAAUUGAAAUUGUGUAUAUUCACUUCUGUAUAUAAUGUUUCUCCUAUGGUCUAGAGAUACGGCGUAUGAACUAUGACAUGGUUACAGAAAUCCCGGGGUUGUAUGACUAGGCAAUAGCUCAAUUUCUCUACGAUAUUUCUAUAUUUUUAUAGAGUUAU